AUGUCAGUCAGUUCAUAUCUAUCUAUCUAUCUAUGGACCGAACAUAUCGAUGUAUAUAGGAAUAGACAAAGAUAUGGAGAGAAUGAGGUAUCUACCUCUAAUAUAUAUAUCUAUAUAAGAAGAAUAUCUAUCUAUCUAUCUAUCUAUCUAUCUAUCUAUCUAUCUAUGUCAGUCUUUUCAUAUCUAUCUAUCUAUGUUCAUAUCUCUCUUAGAUCGAUAUAUAUGAAUAGACAAAGAUAUGGAGAGAAUGAGGUAUCUACCUCUAAUACUUAUAUCUAUAGAAGAAGAAAAUCUAUCUAUCUAUCUAUCUAUCUAUCUAUCUAUCUAUCUAUCUAUCUAUCUAUCUAUCUAUGCCAGUCUUUUCAUAUCUAUCUAUCUAUCUAUCUAUCUAUCUAUCUAUCUAUCUAUCUAUCUAUCUAUCUAUGCCAGUUUUUUCAUAUCUAUCUAUCUAUCUAUCUAUCUAUCUAUCUUAGAUCGAUAUAUAUGAAUAGACGAAGAUAUGGAGAGAAUGUGGUAGCUAUCGCUAAUAUAUAUCUAUAUAAGAAGAAGAAAAAGAAGAUCUAUCUAUCUAUCUAUCUAUCUAUCUAUCUAUCUAUCUAUCUCUGUUCAUAUCUCUCUAUCUUAGAUCGAUAUGUAUGA
Acanthosepion pharaonis is the source of this 639-nucleotide messenger RNA. NCBI's taxonomy places the organism in Eukaryota, Metazoa, Mollusca, Cephalopoda, Sepiida, Sepiidae. The record is from the annotation of a GenBank genome assembly.